GUGGGAAGAAUUGCAUGAACCGGAAGUGAGGGAUUCCGUUCUUUGAUUGUGCCCCGCGUGUUCUUUUUACCCAUAUUUGCUGCCUUAUUUCUGACCCGGUCAGUGUGUUAGCAAUGGCUCCUCGGACAAGGAAGAGGAAGCUAGAGAAAGCCCAGAACGAGAGAGAAGAGGAGAAAGGGGCGGCAAAGAAAACACAGACUGAGAAUGGUAGCGUGGCUGAAACAGGAGACCGACUGGUGAUAGAACAUUGUACCAGCUGACGUGUGUAUGGCCGCUCGGCAAUUGCACUGCAGGAAGCCUUGCAUGUUCAUUUUCCAGAGCUGCGAAUGGAGUCAAAUAUUGUAAAACCUAGAAGGGGAAGUUUUGAAGUGACAUUGGAGCGUGAAGAUGGAAAACGAUUGGAGAUAUGGACAGGACUUAAGAAAGGUCCCCCACGAAAACUCAAGUUUCCUGAACCAGAUGUUAUUUUGUCUAAUCUGAGAGACAUUCUUCAGCAAUAAGUACAAGUUUCUCCAGUUGCUGGCGCUAAUGAAGAGACGUAAUGAAUGGGUUGACUGCCAGUUACCUCUCUGAUACACAGCCGGGAAAUGGGGCAUUCAUGGUGCAAACAGCUGAUAAAUGGACAGUGGUUGUUUUUUGUUUUUAUUAAUAAAAUUUAUGCUUGUUAAGGAUAA
Molecule: messenger RNA, 674 nt
Organism: Pelobates fuscus (common spadefoot toad)
Lineage: Eukaryota; Metazoa; Chordata; Amphibia; Anura; Pelobatidae
Gene: SELENOH
Product: selenoprotein H
Exons: 4
Cellular component (GO): Golgi apparatus
Source: RefSeq, a predicted model, not a curated record